UCUUGGCUCCCGGACUGGAGGCGCGCAGGCGGCUGCAGCGCUGCUGCUGCGCGGCCGGUCUAAGUUUCGGACUGCCCGGCUGCUCCUGCUCCCUCCUGCAGACGCCGGGCGCUACGGCGCUCCCUGCUCCCAAAGCAGCUGCGGCUUUGGAGGCUCCCAACUCCCAGCCCUCGGAUCCCAGCUCCCAGCUCAGCUGCCUACCCCAGCCUGGAGAAGAAGGAGCCCUGGGGGCGGCCCGCUCGGGGCUUGCGUGAACCUCCAGUCAUGGAGAGGAGUCGGUUGAUACUACAGAGCACUGGACUUGGUGUCAGGAAGAUCCGAGUUCAAGUUUUGAUUCAGACACUUACUAGCGCUGCAAAGAAGAAACAGUGGGAAAAGCCAGAUUUUUCAGGAGUCAACUGCAGUUUCAAGAACUUCAGCCCAGUCCUUCAGGUUUUUACUGAAAAUUAUCCAGUAGAAACGUCUAUAAUCGUGGAUUCUAACAAUGGCCCAAGUAAUAGUCCACCCAAAAAUAGCUCUUGUUGAUGAGCCUUUGCACAUCCGAGUAACUGGUCUGCUCCCUUACCAGUUGGUCCUGCUUCAGGCAAAACUGACAGAUGAAAAAGGAGAGAUCUUUCAGUCUCAAGUCUUCUAUAAGGCUGAUGAAGGUGGAGAGAUAGACCUGGAGCAUGCGGCAGCACUUGGAGGGGACUAUAUAGGCAUCCAUCCCAUGGGCCUCUUCUGCUCCUUGAAACCUAAGAAGCUUUUAUCCAGGCUACUGAAACGGGAUGUGCUAAACAGUCCCUUCCUGGUUCAGCUGUCAGUACAUGAUUCACAAUGUUUUUUCACUGGAUCAUCUAAAUUUCUUAAGACCAGUGAGACUGUGGAGAGAUGGUACUCAGCACCUGGAGUAAAACGAAUCCAGAUAAGGGAAGGUCGAGUUCGAGGAGCUCUCUUCCUCCCUCCAGGAGAAGGCCCUUUCCCUGGAGUAAUUGAUUUAUUUGGUGGCAUUGGUGGACUGAUUGAGUUUCGGGCCAGUCUCUUGGCUAGUCGUGGCUUUGCUACAUUGGCAUUAGCUUACUUUGCCUAUGAAGACCUGCCCAAAGCAAUCGAUAUCCUGGAUAUAGAAUACUUUGAAGAAGCUGCCAAUUUCCUCCUGAGCCAUCCCAAGGUGUGCUUGGUCCCAACCAUAGGCAUAGUUUCAGUGAGCCUAGGGGCCCAUAUCGGAUUGGCGAGGGCAGUAUUCCUGAAGCAGGUGGCAGCUGCAGUCUGCAUCAAUGGUUUUUAUUUUGCAGCUGAACAUAUAAUCAAGUAUAGAAAUGAGACCAUUCACCCACUUAAUUAUGUUCUAGAAGGGAUAAGAAUAAAUGAUUUGGGACUAAUGGCACUAAGUAAUGUUUUAGAAAACCCUCAAGAAGAGACAAAUAAGCAUGCUCUCCUGCCAGUAGAAAGGGCCCAGGGUCAUAUCCUAUUCAUUGUUGGAGAGAAGGACCAGAACAUAAAUAGCAAAGCUUAUGCUGAGCAAGCCAUGGAACAGCUGAAGAGACACGGGAAAAGCAAUGGCACUCUCCUCUCCUAUCCAGGAGCUGGGCACUUGAUAGAGCCUCCCUAUUCUCCCUUGUGUUUGACCUCGUGGAGCCACAUUUCCGUGAGGCCUCUUUUGUGGGGUGGUGAGGCCAUCCCUCAUGGGGAAGCCCAAGAACAUUCCUGGAAAGAGAUUCUGAAGUUCCUCAAAUGUCACCUCAGCCCAGCCAGCAUCAGCAAACUGUGAGGUGAUGGAUACCUCACAGAAGUUUGUCAACCUAGCAAAGCUCAUGGAUCUCUGCUCAAAAUAAUGUUCUGCAAUGCAUACAAUGUAAUAUAAAGGGUUACAAAGGAAAUUGAAUCUAUGGAAAUAAAGAGUCCCCCCGCUCCAUCUGAAUUCAUGGUCCCCCUCAUUUGACAAAUGAGGCAAUGGAGGCCAAGAGAGGGAAAGUGACUUGCCUGACCUAAAAGAGUCUGUGGUCAGGAUUGAACUAGAAAUCCAGGUUAGAGUAAAUAUUCACACCCUUCCUAUUAGAGCUCCCUCUGAGUCUUUUUUUUUUUCUUUUUUGGUGAGGCAACUGGGGUUAAGGGACUUGCCCAGGGUCACACAGCUAGUAAGUGUUAAGUGUCUGAGGCUGGAUUUGAACUCAGGUCCUCCAGAAUCCAGGGCCAGUGCUCUAUCCAAUGCACCACCUAGCUACCCCGAUCCCUCUGAGUCUUAAGUAUUGAAACCAAACUUAGAAACCUCAGACUCAGGGCCAGUUAUGCUGGAUUCGGAGAAUGUCAACUCCAUGAGGAGAAUUAUUAUUUUUCAUUUUUUGUCUUUGUAUCUAUAGUAUUUCUCACAAUACCUUAAGGACAUGUAGUAGUAGUUGAUUGAUAAAUCUUGAAUUAGAUUUAAUUUAAUUAGGAAUUAAUGUGGUACUGUGGAGAGCCAUGUAGCUUAGAAUUACUUGUACCUGAGUUCAAAUCCUAAUUCUGCCAUUUACUAGCUGUGUUGCUUUUGGCCUCAUUUUUCUCAAAGUAAAAUGAGGGGAUUGGACUAUAAAUCAAGUCUAUCACA
This is a messenger RNA of Dromiciops gliroides (monito del monte), 2566 nucleotides long. Its product is annotated as bile acid-CoA:amino acid N-acyltransferase-like. Gene Ontology annotation, cellular component: peroxisome. Gene Ontology annotation, molecular function: fatty acyl-CoA hydrolase activity. NCBI's taxonomy places the organism in Eukaryota, Metazoa, Chordata, Mammalia, Microbiotheria, Microbiotheriidae. Gene Ontology annotation, biological process: fatty acid metabolic process; acyl-CoA metabolic process. The record is from RefSeq and is a predicted model, not a curated record.